AGCGUGUUCGCUCGUGCUUAGUGUUUACAUCCGCGCACGAAGGAGAGCCGCGCUGAUUUUUCCACCAGUCUAAUCUUGUAGUCGGCGCCGAGCACAUGUUAAAACAAAAGAAAGCCGCCGAGACCGUUAGUUUUUUCUGCAUUUCUUGUCACGUUGUGAUUUUUCAGAAUUGUUCUUAAAUACCUACGAUGAUGUGUUAAGCUUCUGUUCCGCGAAUAUUGCUAGUCUAGUUGACCGUAUAGCAGUUCACAAGUUUUUUGAAUUUCUACACCCUGCCGAUAUUUGUUAUUCAAUUGCAAAUUGUGAUCGUGACAGUGUGAUGCUGAUGAAACAUGUUGCCCCAGUACAAUGAAACUGAAUUUUGUGAGCGAGUCAACGACAAAUACGACGAGUACAACUUCAACGUAGCCGAAGUGGUCGAAAUUGACAGCUCGGCAGAUGAUGUCGAACUCUAUGAAGUCCACAACGACUGCCUGUUGCUCGGUGUUGAUCAACGAAUUUCUCCUCGAGCACCUGCCGCCGAUCUCUACUAUGACAGUUCCCAAAGCCCAGCGCUGAUCGCGCCUGAAAAAGGAAAUACGAAUUUUUUCAACAAAGCGAAUACCGAUUUUCCCAGAAUUGAUGAAGUCACGUCAUACCAUGACUCUUCUUCUGUACCAGAACUGUAUCAGAUAAAUAGUUAUAGUAGUAAUCUUCAAGAAAUUGAUCGGGACGAUGUUGUGGCUCUUUACAGUUCUGAGGAUUUGAAUAAAAUAGUGCAGUCAUUUGAUGAUAACCAAAAUGAGUCUAUGUUUGACGAAUUCAUUUCACCGAUAUCAUCAGACCCAAUGGAUGUCGACUUUUCGCUUUCAAAUGGAUCUACUGCUAUGCCUCCUGAAAAUGAUAUUUAUGAAAUAGGAAUUUUUCCAAAAAAUUCAACUUUGGUGGAAGAAACUACCAUAAAAAAUAGUUUCUUAGAAAAAGCAAACUUUGGAUCGCUAACAAACAAUAAUGAAAAGGAAGAAAAAUAUUUAUUUGACAAUGAUGCUGAAAGUUGUAGUAAGUCUUUUUCAAAUUUGAAUAAUGAUAUUCAUUUUGAGCAUUGUAACAUUGCAACCGAAAGAACCAACCAAGAAGAGACUAGGAUCCAUGAGGCACUGACAGUAUCACCUACCUUAUUUCCUUCUGCUACACAAAAAUCUAGUCCAAAUACCAUUGAUUUAAGUGAUAGUCCUAUGAAUGAAGAAACUAAAAAGACCAAAAAUGGUAACGCCAAAAUAUUAGCAAUAUAUCCAAAACCUCCUGCCAAAGGAGGAAUAUGUAUUACAUCUGAAGAUUACAUGUGUUUGGCUGCUGGUGAAUAUCUUAAUGAUAUAAUAAUAGAUUUUUACCUAAAAUAUGUACAAGAAGAAGUAUUGUCACCAAAAGAUCGAGAUCGUACCCACAUAUUUAGUUCUCAUUUUUAUACUAGAUUAGUAAAAGUACCAGAUUCUGUGGAUGGAUGCGAAGAUAUUAGUUUAGCUGAAAAACGGUACGCUGGAGUUCACAGAUGGACUAAAAAUAUUAAUAUUUUUGAAAAAGAUUUUGUCAUUGUCCCUAUUAAUCAACAUUGUCACUGGUAUCUUGCAAUUAUUUGUUUUCCCGGCUUGGUUCUUGUUGAUGAUCAAGAGGUCAAUACAAAUAUUGGAAGAAGUUGUAACCAACAAAGAACAUGCAUCCUUAUUUUUGACUCCCUUUCUAAUGCUGUUAAAAGCAAAGUAACUCGAUUAUUAAAAGAAUAUCUUCAGCUUGAAUGUGCAUAUAAAAUCAGUAGAGAAAAAGCUCAUAAAUUUAAUAGCAUUAAAACUUUUUACCCAGUAUCACCAAAACAGACAAAUGCCACUGAUUGUGGACUAUAUAUGUUGCAAUACGUUGAGAGUUUCUUUGAAGACCCCAUAAUUCAAUUUUCAUCUCCAAUAAGAAAUUUGAGUAAAUGGUUCUACAAAAGUAAAGUAAUUGAUAAACGAAGAAAUAUUGCUGAGAUAAUAAUGUUGUUAAUGAUUGAUUUUCAUGAUGGACAAUCAAUUGAUUUACCAACAAUCAAUUUUUCAGAUGAACUAUCAGAAUCUUUCUGCGAUAAUUCAAAUUUAUCUCCCUAUAAAAAAGGUUUUGAUAGUGAAGCUAAAAAAAAUAAUUUGAUUGUUGAUGAUGAUGAUGGUAUUGAAAUUUUUGUUCCAAAAUCUAAGAUAGCCUCCUCUAAAAAUUUAAAAUUAUCAAAAAGUUUAUUUGAAGAAUAUAGACCAAUUAAAACCAGUGAUCGAAAUAAGCUUAAGCUAAGCAAAGAUAAUUUUUUUAAAAAUGGAAAACCUAAUAUUGUUGAAAACGUAUAUACAACUUUAAGGAACAAAAAAAAAACAAAUCAAAAUUACCUUUCAAACCAGAGAAAUUUAAAUCACUCCAGAGAGAAUUGCUCAAGAACAAUGAAUGACAAUAAAGAUUCAGUAUCAUCCCUGAAAAGUAAUUCAUUUGGAAAUAAAAGAAUAAAUGCUAGUUCUUGUGACAAAAAGCCUUGUGGUAUCUCAGAUCAACCAACCAUGAUUUUCAAACCUAUAAAAAGAAGACUUUAUACUGAAACAAAAAGUUCUGAACCUGUCAAUAUUUCUCCAAUAACACAGGAUAAAUUUUAUAACUUUGAUUUCAAUAGGAUUAAAAAUGAAUCAGGAAUACCCCACACUUCAUCAUUCAAUGCUUUUAGUAAAACAUUUAAAAUUAAAAAAAAGGAAAAAAGUAUUUAGAGUUACAUUCUACUAAGAAUGAAUAAAGUUCAUAAUACUGAUCUAGCAAUAACAUUUUUUGUACGUGUAAAAAUUAUUUGUAAAAUAAUCAACAUGUGCAUUGGUUUGAUUACAACAUGGAAAUUAUUGAAUUAAGCUUUUGAAAAUUUAAUUAAUUUUCUGUUAGUUACUUGUGUUAUAAUGUAUUCUUAUUUUUUAAUACUUCCGAAAAAUUAUUGUUACAUCCCAUUUAUCCUACUGAGCACAAAAUAUUUUUUAAUAAGAUAGAUAUUAUUUUUUUAAAUGCGAAAUGCAUGACUUAAU
Messenger RNA from Trichogramma pretiosum, 3056 nucleotides. RefSeq lists its product as uncharacterized. Gene Ontology annotation, cellular component: nucleus; cytoplasm. Gene Ontology annotation, molecular function: SUMO-specific endopeptidase activity. The record is from RefSeq and is a predicted model, not a curated record. Lineage: Eukaryota; Metazoa; Arthropoda; Insecta; Hymenoptera; Trichogrammatidae. Bases 333 to 2753 code for a protein of 806 amino acids. The transcript has 11 exons. Gene Ontology annotation, biological process: protein desumoylation.